Molecule: messenger RNA, 1026 nt
Organism: Entamoeba dispar SAW760
Lineage: Eukaryota; Evosea; Mastigamoebida; Endamoebidae
Product: zinc/cadmium resistance protein, putative
Exons: 1
Coding region: 1-1026 (341 amino acids)
Biological process (GO): zinc ion transmembrane transport; intracellular zinc ion homeostasis
Cellular component (GO): membrane
Molecular function (GO): zinc ion transmembrane transporter activity
Source: RefSeq, a predicted model, not a curated record
AUGUUAAGUGAUAUUCUUUCUCAAAUAAUUGGAUUAACUGCUACUAUUAUUAUGAAACAAAAUUUUAGUAGUAAAUUUACUUAUGGAUUUACUCGAGCAGAAGUCACUGGAGCAUUUAUUAAUAGUGUCUUUCAAAUAUCAAUUGGGUUGUUUAUGUCAAUUCAGUCUAUUGAAAGUUUCUUUGAGUUAGAAGAAGUAAAAGAUCCAUUAUUUCUUCUUGCUGUGUCUGGAGGGGGGUUAGUUGUAAAUAUUAUUGGAAUGAUUAUUCUCCAAGAAUACAGUUGCAUUAAGAAAGUAAAUAAAAAAAUAAAUUCACUAAACAAAAAAGAAGAAGGAAAAUCAGAAAAAAGUGAAAUUGAACUAAAAGAAAUAAAAAUUCAAGAGAAACCUCAACAAGAAUUAACUCAAGUAGAAGACCUGUCUAGUGUAAGACGAAUUCAUGGGACUAAAAGAAUGCUAGUAACACCAACACUACCAAACGAGAAAGAAAGUACUAUAGGACCACAAAACAUUGAAGAAAAUAAAAACACUUCAACUAAAAAGAAAAAUAUCAAUAUUAAAGGUGUUUUUAUUCAUGUCUUUGGAGAUGCUUUAGGGAGUGUAGCAACAAUGUUUGUUGCGUUGUGUGUUUAUUUCAUAAAUGGACAUUGGAAAUAUUAUCUUGAUCCUGUUUCAAGUCUUGUAGUUUCAUUAGUAAUGAUGAUUACUGGUUUGCCUUUAUUAUAUUCAUGUAUUCGAAUUGUUAUGCAAGUAGUUCCUAAACGUUUUGAUUUAGAAAAAAUUAGAGAAAGUAUUUUAGAACAUCCAGAUGUUGUUGGAGUUCAUGAUCUUCAUAUUUGGCAAUUAAACAAUAAAAUUGGUGUUGCAACAUUAAAAGUUGAAUUAAAUGAAAAAAUUAUUUCACAAGGAAGUGUUAGUGAUGAUAUAAGAAAAAUAUUAAAUAAUAAUGACAUUCAAUUAACGACUAUUGAAUGUAUAAAUUCAAUUCCUAAAAGAACACCAUCAUCAAGAGAGUGUUUCUUUUGA